CACAAUUCAAUCAAAGUUGCGCCUCUUCCGGUUGCACCAUUUAGUCACAGUGUCUGGACAAAGGGAAAAAAAGUAGCAGCAGUCUCAAUUCAAGGUCGAGCGUUCGGUCGGCCCUGGUACCAAGAUGGCGUUCCACCAAGAGUGGGCGUGGUACAACCUGUACUUCCCCAACCCUGACGGCGCCCUGUGUCGACAACACAUGACUGAGCAGGAGUGGCAGCGGAUGACCAGGUGGAGGGACUUUGACUGGUUCAACCAGGGCGGCCAGGAGUCCAACAAGAUACUGACCUACACGCAACAAAAGGCGACGCCGACGCGAAACUCAGACGGCAAGCUGCAGCCUCACCUCCUUCCACCAGCUGGCGUCAUCUCCAGCACACACGCACGUAGACAUCCGGGCUUUUACAUGGAGAUGUACCAUCGCCUGCUUCACGAACGGGAGUACUUAGUCCGGCAAGGACGUCUGCCACACGACCUUCCUUGUCCAUCCUUUCACAAUCCGUGCAUCUGCAACCAUCAUGGAAUGAUGCCCAGUGGUCAGCAGUAGACUACUGAAGAUAACCCGAGGUCAAUGUUAGCCGUCUGCUACUUCAAACUAUAACCCUAGUUCAAUAUCAACAUCUUGAUUGAAUGCUAAUAAAAUUUGUAUCAUAGGCUGUA
This is a messenger RNA of Biomphalaria glabrata, 660 nucleotides long. RefSeq lists its product as uncharacterized. The coding region runs from base 125 to 547 and encodes 140 amino acids. The record is from RefSeq and is a predicted model, not a curated record. Lineage: Eukaryota; Metazoa; Mollusca; Gastropoda; Planorbidae. The transcript is spliced from 3 exons.